Paramecium primaurelia is the source of this 1343-nucleotide messenger RNA. Lineage: Eukaryota; Ciliophora; Oligohymenophorea; Peniculida; Parameciidae. The record is from the annotation of a GenBank genome assembly.
AUGAUACAUAAUCAGAAUAGAAAUCCUAUCUCUGAUCCAUAUGCUCUUGAAGAUUAACUAGCUAGAGAAUUGUAAAAGAGAAAAGUAGAAGAAGAAAAAAGAAGGAGAGAAAUUGAAAGAAUUUGUGCUGAAAGUGAAGAAAUCAAAUUGUUAAAAUAAAAAGUACAAACUGCAUAUGUCACUAAAGAGAGAACACAAUAAUUAGCAGAAUAACAAUUAAGAAGAAUUUAAGACUUGGUAUGUUUAGACAGUUAUAUUUUAAUUAAUAGAGAUUAGAAAGUGAAAUAGAGACCGCUAUUCUUGAAAAACUAAAAAAAGAAUAAGAGGAAGAAAGAGCUAAAGAAAAAUAUCGUUUGCAUUAAAGAUUAGAGGGAAAAUAUGUAGAAUAUUAUACAAUAUCAAUUUUAGACUUUAUAAUAGUAAAUGAAAGUACAUGAAUAAUUAAGGGAAGAAGCAAAAGAAUAAUAUAAUUAUGAAAAGGAUUAAGUGAAUAGAGUGAUUAAUUAAUUAAUGGAGCAAGAUAGGAAAUUUUUAGAAGAUUAAGCAAGAAAAAAGAAAAUAGCCUUUUCUGAUAUGUAAGUAGCUUUGAGGGAAAAAGCAGAACUUAUCCAAAGUUUAAAAUAGAGAGAAAGAGAUGAAAAUUAGAAAUAUUUAGAUUUCAUAAAAGAAAAGGAUAGAUAAGCUCAUCAAAUAAAAGUAAAGAAGUAAGAAGAAAAUGCAGCUAAGUAUUGUUUUGAAUAUAAUUUAGAGAUAAAAUCUUUUAAAAAUUGAAGGAAGAGGAAGAGAGAAGAAGAUAAGAAUCAGAACUAUUAACAGAAUUAAGAUUUUAAUUAUAUUAAGAAUAAUAUGAUGCUUAAUAGAGAUAAAAAGAUAUAGAUGAAGCAAAUAAAAGAGAAUUUUAGAAAAGAGAAAUGCAAUAAGCUGAAUAAGAAGCUAGAUAGAGAAAGUAAAGACAGAGAGAAGAAGAAUAAUAAUUGGAAAGAGAUUUUAGAGAUUAAAUGAUGAGAAAAUUUGCUGAAGAUGAUAAGAUUGAAUAAUUAGGAUAGUAAAAGAGAAGAAUGAAAGAAAUGGAACAUAAAAAAGAAGUAGAGAGAUUAUGGCAAUAAAGAUUAUAAUUAUUUUAAAUGGAAUAGUAGAAAGAGAUGGAAUAAUUAGAAAGAUAAAGAAGAGAAGAACUCUAUAAAUAAUAAGUAAUAGAGGAAGAGAAGAAUCGAAUUUUACAAGAACACUUAUAGUAAGUUGGAGAGUUUAUACCAAAAGGGUUAUUGUUAAAAUAAGGAGAUACAUAAUAUAUUAAACAAUCAUAACCAAAUGGAAGUUAUUAAUCUGGAUUUAGAUUUUGA